AUGACGAAUGCUCGCAGGACGGACGAAAUCUACAAGGCCCUUACCGCGGUGCAUCCUUCGCAUGCUCGAACUAGCGCUGCUGCUGAAGAUGAAUAUUCCGACGUCGACCCCGAAUGCAACGAGGCUAUCAUGAGCUUCAGCCUGGAUACUCCUCCGGGACCGGGAUACUGCGCAGUUCCCUUCCACCCCAGCCCUCUUCAUAGCGCCAAUGGCCGCGACGUCCGCUGGGAGCCUUCCUUCAAGUCGUUCAUCUUCGUCCGGUCGAGUAAGGAUCGAGCUGGCGGCGUGUACACCGACGAGAACGAUAUGAGAUUCGCUAUACAAGGCCUCCACCCCCAGCCAGAGUUCGAGCCGAUGACGAGCUUCCUCGACUGCCUUGAGCUGUGGAAAGCCGACUGCCGCAGCGGUGUUCAUGGUCAGGUUGGCCCGCCAACCCCGAAGGCGCCGGAGUCUCCUCUCAAAACCAUUCAGUCCCGCAGCUCGAGCGCGCUCCCCUUCACCCCACCGAACUCGCCCUGUACAUUGCCCUCAAUCUUCCGAUCCCCCCGUCGGACUGCAGGCCCAUCCCCAGGCAUGGCUCCGAUGGCUUAUGGUGGUGCACGCUCUUCGGACAUCAUCUCUCCUGCGCCUGUCACACCGUCCAGAGUCCGGGGACCCUCCAGUCCUCUCAAUCCCGCUGUGGCUGGCCUGCGAGCACGGCCUGCGGUUUUACCAGGUACUCCCGCUGCGGUAGUCAUGCCGCCCCGCACAUCGCGCAAUCAAAACGGCCUGGAUGUCGUGCAGCGCGGUCCUCCUCCACCGUACCCUUCCUCGCUUCGUGGACCAUCCAGUGUCCCGAGCGUGCCGUCGGUGUUCACACUGCCUUCCUCUGCGGCGACAACUUCCGUAUCUCCAUCCGCGGCAACGUCCCUUACACCGCCCACAGCCACGGCUGUGAUGCAGCCCUCCUCGGCUUCGACUCCUACGUCUGCUCCGGCUUUCAGCCGCUUAGGGCCUGCGGGACCGCAUCCUCCUUCCACCUUCAUUCAGCCGGUCUGGCUCUCUCAAGAUUCUCAGGGUCUUGGGCUGAUCCUGACGCGCAAUUGUGCGUACGCGAGGGACCUCCAUGCGACCCAUGGCAACAUCGACGUCGUCACCGACUCCGACAAGCUCAACCGCAUGCGAAGGAUGUGGUCUAAUGACCAUUACUGCCUAUCUGCCCCCACCAUUCCCCGUGUUUUAGCGAAGGAUGUCAACGGAGGGCAACAGAUUCCGCGAUUCCAAGGUACGCCGUGUAUCCGCGCUCGCCUUCGCGCUAAGAUCCACGCCGUGCGUUGCAACGUCCAGAUUCAGGGAGUCGAGAAGUCCUACAACCUUACUUUUGUGUAUUCAAGCGCGACUGCUUGGUCUCACCACCAACGGUGUUUCCCGGCGUGCACGCACCCACUCACUCGCUCAUAUCAGGCCACCCGGAAAGAAGUCAUUGACGGUGGAUUGUUCCAGGCGCACUCGUAUCUACAUGCCAGGCCCCUGUUCGUCAACUCACCACCUCAAUCGCUGUACUUCACGAUAUCUGCAAUGGGCAAGCGAGCGAAGGCGAAGGACGAUCCGACUAGGCGUGCUCCGGGGCCCACCCACUGGGUUGUCGGCGUCAAGCGUGCGUUCCUCAAGCGCCACCAGGCGGAGUUCGAGGCAUCGAAGAAUCGCGGCCAGUUCUACGACAGAAUCACCACCAAAUUCAUGAUGAAGUUCGGCCCCGGCUUCGACCUCUCGACCGACCUUGAAGAAGACCUCCCCGAUCCUGACGCCGACGAUAUGACUGAGGACUACUCGGACCUCACUCCAGACGAGGUGAAGGCCGCGAAGGAGUACCGCAAGCGCCUGCGUUCGAAAAUCGGCUCGUAUUACCGUGGCGAGGUGAACAAGAUCAAGCCUACAGACACCCAGGAACACAUCAACGAGCUCUUCACAGACCAUACUCAGGCGCAGGUUCCGAGGCGGUCCGUCCCCACGCACAUUGUCCAGUACUACUCGAAGUUAUACUACUCAGCUCGAGUGAAGUCCGUCUUUGAGGCGGUGUUCGUAAAGGAGAGGGAGAAGGCGGACGCGGACCUCGCUAGAUGGGAUGAGAUGGGUGUGGAUCCGCCGGAGGGGUGGAAGCACCCGGUCGCGCUGUCUGUCCGCAACAGGGUCACCGCAGAGUGCUGGGAGCGGGAGACGGAGUCUUUCAAGGACUCGGUCGUGCGCGCUCACCAGGAGGAGGUGGAGCGCCAGAAGGCGGCCUUCGAGACUGCCAUGCGCACGCCGAAGGUCCUUACAACGCCUGAGGAUUUCCAGCACGCAAUUUCGACGGCGGGGCUCUACCUCCAGCCGCUCAUGGACGCCGUCAACACCAACGCCAGUCUCUGUGCGUCGAUCUUUCUCUUUGGUCCUAUGCCGGAUGACGGGGGUAAAUUGGGUGUCUUGAGUGCGCAUGCCGGAGUGACUCGUGGUCUCAACUCUCAGAUUCUCCCCUACUUCGACCCUGACGGCCUCUCCGAUAUCGAAACAAUCUUGAUUGACUUCGCAAAAAAUUGCUACAGCGACCCUGAGUGUCUCAGGCGCUCACUUUCCGAUGCUAGGUCCCGCCGUGCGAUCUCUGGGAUGACGCCCAGAGAGUCUAUUCUACCUGUGUCGACUCCAGCUUCACCUUCUGCUCGCGAGUCUUCACCGCCUCGGCAGCCGCUUGCGCGUCUCCGCCGUGCAGGCGAGACCGCUCCCACCACUGCUAGUGAUUCAGCGCACUCCCCGGCUCCGGCACAUCAACAUCAGCUCAUUCCCGAAGCUUCGCCCACCAAGACCUCUGCCGACCCAUCGUCGCUGUUUGAUGAUGAUGAUGUCGAGAUGGUCGACGUCUAUCCAGCGACAGACACAUCACGUCCUGAUGUGUCGAUGGACGCGGACUUCGACGCGACGCCUGCGGCAGCACCCAUGAGGACGGGUGGAACACCUGAUGUGGAGGUGGAUGGCUUGCUUGACGCGGAGAUGGUGGUGGAGACUGGCGCAAGCGUGGAGGUGAUGCCUGACGCGACGAAUGGCGCGAAGGCAGACGCGAUGCCUGACGCGACGAUUGGCGCGAAGGCAGACGCGACGCCCGACGCGACGAAUGGCGCGAAGGCAGACGCGACGCUCAACUUCAACGAGGAGACGGAUGCGGAGGCUGGCACGAUGCCCGACGCGACGAUUGGCGCGAUGCCCGACGCGACGCCCGACGCGAUGCCCGGCGCGACGAUUGGCGCGACGCCCGACGCGAUGCCCGACGCGACCGCAGCCUCGCCGGCCUUGGAUGCGACUCAUGACAUGGCAGAUGCAUUGUCGAAGGAUCCCAGCGCUACGCCUGCUGGAGUAUCUCCGUCAGACCUUGCCGACAUCGCCAAGGGACGGGAGGAGGAUGUGUGGAAAUGUAAGAUGCCAGUGGGAUGCCCUCCUCAUAUCGCUGGCAUCUUCUUGGCCUGCUCUCGUGGUCAGGAAUGGGGCUUUGAGUUUGCGCGUGCGGUCACCGCUUAUCUGGCGCUCGAGCGCUCGUUGGCUUUCCCGAUUCUCAACCAUGGCCGUCUUGUCCUCGCUGGAAGCAUCAGGCCCUCCAUCUACCGUGAUUGGGUUGUUGGAAAGAGGGACUUCGGCCACGUCGUCGACAUCGGUGAUCCACAGGUGUUCGGUACCAAGUGGUGGACAUGGUGGGAGGCGAUGCAGCCACCCCUGCGGGUCUCGCCCGCCGGCGAUCUUCUGGCUGUCGACGUUGUUGCAGCUGAGGCGACUCAUUUGGCUCAGUGGGGUCAUCUGGAGAAGUGCUGCGGGCGCGACGGACUGGUUCAGUUUCUCCUCACCCUAGUCUGGUGGGGCGAUGUUGUCAACGAUCCGGACCAGCGUGUUGCGCACGUAGCUCGUCGCCUUGAGUGGGAACUUGCCGUGCAAGACUUCCGCGAGGUUUUGGAGGCGUUGAUGUCGGCGCCCGACUUCAAGAGGAUUGCUGCGAAGCGAGCCGCAGGCAUCGACUACACAAUCAACAUGUCUUCGAAGCACGGUCUCAACGACAACGACAAGAACAAGCCGCCUUCGAAGAGGGCAAGGACCGCCCUGUUGGAUCGGGCCGUUGGACCUGCGCCUGCGAAAGCUCGCCCUCGUACGCAAGUCUCAAACGAGAACAAGGCACCUCAACCGCAACUACCAAGUGCAACUGUCGCCGCCGCAACUCGCCAGUCGAGCAGGAAGCGCUAUGUCUCGGUCUCCGUCCUUCGCACGCGCGAAUAG
Messenger RNA from Schizophyllum commune H4-8, 4269 nucleotides. RefSeq lists its product as uncharacterized. Lineage: Eukaryota; Fungi; Basidiomycota; Agaricomycetes; Agaricales; Schizophyllaceae. The transcript has 14 exons. The record is from RefSeq and is a predicted model, not a curated record. The coding region runs from base 1 to 4269 and encodes 1422 amino acids.